AUGAGAAAAUCACUAAUAAUAAAGGUUGCAAGUAUGGAGCAUCGUAAUUACCAACGAAGCAUUUCAGUGAGCGCUGAGGAGACGGACAAGACCGUGAUGGUGGGGAUGCCCCCCUCGAGCGACAUCCACGAGGCAUCCUGGGAAAGCCAUGCAACUUCCAUUCUGCCACAGCUUCCUGCCAUUCGGCGAAUCACCAUCACGAACCUGGAACGGAAAAACCAGGUCAUUUUCUGUGGGGGAGGAGAGGUGAGGCGGGGUGAGAAGACCGUGAUCGCUCUCAAUUCUCAGAACUGCUAGCAUCUCCGACAAGGAACGUGGGAGUUUCCCUUCUAAAUUGUUUUCUACAUUCCUCAUGAUUGCAUGUCGUGCAGAACUUGAUAAAGUUUCCUUCGAUCGUUUACACCAC
Messenger RNA from Darwinula stevensoni, 406 nucleotides. Lineage: Eukaryota; Metazoa; Arthropoda; Ostracoda; Podocopida; Darwinulidae. The record is from the annotation of a GenBank genome assembly.